AUGAUAGGGGGAGAUUUGUCUAAUCCCGUAGAUAAGUAUCUUAACAUCUUUGGAAAUUGCGCUUUUCUUAAAGAAUAUCCUUAUUUCCUUCUAUGUUUCGUGGCCGCUUCUAUUAGUUUUACUGGGCUUAUAAUAAGAUAUUUUAUAUUGCUGGAAACCCAAAAAUUUAAAAUUAAAGAUGAUGAUGAUGAGGGCAGAACACGUCUUAUUCCACCCGAACCUAAUCCGAUCAAGAAACAGUUGGUCAUCGAAACGAUUCCUUUCAUUGGUAUUUCACUCGUCACACUAAAUGUCAUUAUAAGCAAUGUCAUCCUUACACUUCACUCUAUAAUGAGUGAUGAGAUCUAUACAUUAUUUGCGGUAGCGAAAGUUCAUGAUGGGGGCAUUGAAUAUCAAGCAAUUGAUAUAGCUCAAAAUUUAAAGAUAAUGAGGAUGAUUCAUUUAUCUAAUCAAUCUAUGUAUAUCCAUGGAUAG
Messenger RNA from Funneliformis caledonium, 474 nucleotides. The record is from the annotation of a GenBank genome assembly. Lineage: Eukaryota; Fungi; Glomeromycota; Glomeromycetes; Glomerales; Glomeraceae.